This is a messenger RNA of Amphiprion ocellaris (clown anemonefish), 3759 nucleotides long. RefSeq names its product scaffold attachment factor B1. Bases 101 to 916 code for a protein of 271 amino acids. The transcript is spliced from 7 exons. The record is from RefSeq and is a predicted model, not a curated record. Lineage: Eukaryota; Metazoa; Chordata; Actinopteri; Pomacentridae.
UUCUCCGCCAAGUUGAGCUACACGUCAGUGGGGAACCUGUACUGGUGAGUGGACGUGUACGGUGCCCGUCAGGCGGUUCCCGGAUGCAGCGAACAGAAACAUGGAACGGGUAGUGGUGGAUGUGCCGAUCAACAACGGUUUUUCCUUUGCCUGCCCCUCUACAACCCCACGAAAGCGCCAGGUGCGUUUUUCAGCGCGGCAUGACAUCAUCCUUCUGCGAGAGGUUAUCGCACAGAACCCCUUCGCCUCCAAAGAACCAGGACGGAUCUGGGCCCGUGUGGGGGAGAUUAUCACUGCAGCUCUCCAGGAAGAAAACUUUGAGGUGGAUGCCAGGAGGUGCAGAGAGAGGACCAUGCUGCUGCUAGACUACUACAAGAAACAAGACUUUCCCAGUCUGCGCAGGUUUGGAACAGAGAGGUUGUACGCUCAAAAGGAGGAUCUACUCCAUGAGGUCUUGGAGCUGGAGGCUGAGAAGGGGCUCCUGGCCAGUGGUGAAGUGCCAAAGUACCAGGACGAUGAGCGGAGAAGUCGAGCCAUAGAAGAACUAAAUCUACCAGAACAGGACAAGCCAAACAUCACUAUCACGCACACACCCACUGCAGAACCAGAAGACGACCGCGAAGAAACGGCAGAGCUUUCAGCAGCUCCCACAGCCAAGCGGCCCUGCCAGUGUUGCUGCCAGACCUACUCUGAGAUUCUCAGCUUUCUGGAGAAACGCUCAGAGGCGGAGCAACGACUUCGAGAGGAGGAGCUCGCCCUGCGCAGAGAGGAACUGGAGAUUCAGAGGAGUAAGAUCGCUCUGGAGAGAGAACGUCUGGGAGCUGAGAGGAAGGAGAGGGAGCGGAGAUUUGAGCUCGAGAGCCAGGAGAGGCAGGUCAUCUUGGACCUGCUGAAAGAGAAGGUGCUCAAAGGCUGACAAAGACAGACUGGAUCACCUGGAUUUUAAGGACAUCUUUGACCAAGUGUGCGUGUGUGUGUGGGUCAGGGAGGGCAUAGUUGACUGCUAAAAAGAGGAAGGAAUAGAGCAAAACUGGAAGUGAAGAGAUCAAAGAGAGGAACAGUGAGUUGAUAUUUAUAAUGAUGACCUAGAAGACAGCCACUUGCCUUUAUCUGUCUGAACUGUCAAACAAAUAAGCAAGUUUGUGAGCGUGGACACUGCUUAGCCACACAAGUAUAUACAGCUGCUUCAAAAAAUAUUCACACCCCUUCACUUUUUUUAAACAUUUUGUUGUGUUGUAUUUUUAAAUGGAUAAAAUUGGCAUUGACAAAAUCAAAUAUUGAAAUCUCUCAUUGACAAAACUUUUCAGACUCUUUUUCUGUGGGCAAGGAACGUGACCAAGAACCCAAAUGUCACUCAAAUAGACUCUGAGUAGUCCCACUCCCAGUAAAAGACAAAUGACAGCUUGCCCGGAGUUUGUCAAAUGACAUUUAGACAACACUCAGAGUGCAAGAGAAAAGAUUCUCCAACUAAACUGCAGAACUCCAAGCCCUACAGUAUGUCUGGCAAACACCUGGCCAAUCCCAUGCCCACCAGGAAGCACGGUGGUGGCAACAUCAUGCUAUGAGGUUGCUUCUCAGGGACAUGGAAUGGGACAUUAUCAGAAUGGAAGGGAGAAUAAAUUCAGUCAAAGAAGAUUUUUAAGAAACCUGAGCCAGAGUGCAGUGACCUGAGACUGGGGCAAUGAUUCGCCUUUCAGCAUGACAGUGACUCAGAGGAUACGGUCAGUCAGCUGGUGUGACUUCAGUACCAGUCGCUGACUGUUCUUGAUUCGCCAAACCGAAGCCCAGACAUACAGUCUACAGAAUAUCAGCAGAGGCUUGAAGAUUGCAGUUCUAAGAUGCUUAUCAUCCAAUCUGAUUGGGCUUUAGAGGAUCUGCUAGAAAGAAUGGAAUAAAUUGCUCAAUUCCAGGUGUGCAAAUCCUUCAGAAAUCUCCCCAAGAAGGCCUUAAGGUGUAGUUGCUGCCAAAGGGACUUUUACAAGGUAUUGAAUUAAGCAUGUGAGUAUUUUUACAAGUAAGAGAUUUCAGUUUUAAAUUUUUGAUACAUUUGCAAAACUUUUACUGUGUUACUGAGUGUAGAUUGAAGGAGAAAAUGCCAAAAAGUGAAGGGGCACUGAAUUCAUUUUGAAGUGACUAUAGACCUGACAGAACUAGUGACAGCAUCAGUGUUUGCCUAAGCCAACUGCUCAAACCCGAUUCAUAUAAAUGUUAAUAGACCCUCCCUGUGUUUCAUUCCUCAUGAAACAGAUUGCAUAAAGGUCCUAAAGUGCUGCAAUUAAUCGAGUGCCAUCUAAGGAAUGGAAUGUAGAAGUGGGUGUGGUGCGGCCAUUUAGGUGUGGUGACCCGCAGAGCUAAAACCGUCAGACAGGAUCUCAGUGUCUCAAGAUGGCAUGUUGCACAAAGUCGGUAAAUGCCUUUCCUCAUGUUGUCUGGCACCAACAGCAGAGUGAGUCGUGUCCACAGUGUAAAGGAGAGGAUUCCUUGUAGAGCCAGGUCGGCACAAAUAUAAAACUGACGAACAAGAGAUGAAUAUGUUUAAGCAAUUAAGCCAUGGUGCAGCUUAAGCUUUUGCAAACCCUGUAGCAUAUGCCAUAUUACCACUUUACACACCUUAUUUAGUCACUUUCUAUUUGAAGGCAUUUUAAAUAAAAAUAGAAAUAAAGCUAUAUUUUAAAGAGUCAGUUGAUGUAUUUUGACUGGUAAGCAAUUUUUUUUUUUUAACAACAAAAAUUCUCACUAACACAAGCCAUGAACUCACAUUCUAGAAAAAUAACAGACUGUUGGCAAUUUUCUGAAAUUAAAUAAAAUCGUGAUAGUCAUAAUUACGAGUGAUAAUAUCACAUCUUCUGUGUGCCAUAUUUCUUUUGCUGUAAGUAAUUUGUCAAACAUCUACAGUUUAAGUUGCUAAACCAAGGUAGUUAUUGGACAUUGGUUAAAGCUAGUGUUACAUAGACAUGGAAUCAAUGAACGAAUCACUUCUUUUUGUACAUUCUGUCGAUUUGCAUUUUUUAUUUUUUUAUUUGUUUAUUGGUCAUAGGUAAUUAAAUGACCUGGCUGUUACUACAUGACAGUGGAUAUUGGAACGGUAUAUACAUCGUUUUAAAAAAUGCUUACAAAUUUUAUUUUUCCUUACAGUAUGUCCCACAACGUAGCCUAUGCUGUAUAAAGUGAAAGCACGUAAAGAAAACUUAACCUCAAAGCUAUUUAAAUUUUUGUUCUGCAAAUAAGCAAAUGGUGAGCAAAGUUUGCUUUCAUUAUGAUCAUCACCAAUCUACAUUUAACUUGGUGUGUGUAUGACAGAGCCAUAUGAAAGGGUGACUCAUUUCUAAAAAAAAAAAAAUCAUUGUUUUAAGAAUACCUAUGAAAGUGGAUUUUCCUAUAGGUGUGCAGAUGUGCGUAUUCCAAAAGGUCACUAUUAUCCUCUUGAUAUUAAAACUGACAGUUAAAACAUUGUUGCGAAGUUAUGCAUAAACUCCUCUUUGCUAAGAGAACAGUGGUUGAAAAUACUGCACUGUAUAUUGUUCUAGUUGAUGUUGCAAUAUUGAGUAAAUAAACGAACUCCUUUCAUUAUUAUAAUUAGUAUAAUGAAUUAUAUAGUUUUCUGCUAUAAAUCUUUAAUGAAGACUUCAAAUGGGCAUCAUUAGUAUUGUAUCAAUAUGACUACAGUUUUUCAGAACUUACACUGUUUGGCACUGUACUAUAUUAUAGUCUUCAAUUUAAUCUUCUAAUUUAGAUUAAAGAUUAAAAUUUAGAACAAAG